Molecule: messenger RNA, 709 nt
Organism: Neltuma alba
Lineage: Eukaryota; Viridiplantae; Streptophyta; Magnoliopsida; Fabales; Fabaceae
Product: nuclear transport factor 2B-like
Exons: 2
Coding region: 1-381 (126 amino acids)
Biological process (GO): nucleocytoplasmic transport
Source: RefSeq, a predicted model, not a curated record
AUGGAGGAACCAGCUGAAAUGGUGGGAAGGGCAUUUGUGGAUCAUUACUACCACUUGUUUGAUAAUGACAGGGCUUCACUAUCUUCUCUGUAUAGGGACACCUCCAUGUUGACCUUCGAGGGACAGAAAAUUGCUGGGGCCACUGAAAUCUGUUCCAAGCUCACCCAGCUGCCGUUGGGUGAAUGCCGGCACGUCAUCAGCACCAUCGACUCUCAGCCGUCGUCUCCCACCGGUGGCGGCGUUGUUGUCUUUGUCAGCGGCAGCCUCCAGUUGGCCGGAGAGGAGCAUCAUCUCAGGUUUAGCCAGAUGUUUCAUUUGAUUCCAACAGCAGAAGGACGCUUCUAUGUGCAGAAUGAUAUAUUUCGUCUCAGCUACGGUUAAUUUCAAGUUUGAUUCGUCAUUGACAGUGCCAGCUGCUUCUGCUUUUGUUAUUUGUCUUCUGGGGGAAAAAAAAAAAAUUGUGAUUGUUCCUUUAGAGUUCUGGGAAUCACAAUAUUGUGAUUUCGUUUCCUUUCUGUGAUGCCUUCCUGGGAAUGUGACCAGAAAGCGUAAUGCUUCAUAUUCUCCGCUGCAUCCGUUAUUUAUCUUUUUAGCAAUUUGAAAAAGAUUCUUCAUUGCUCCUCUUUUUCUUGUCUUGUCAUUGGGCUUUCUUCUUCUUCCUUGUAAUCCUUUCUCAGAAAUGUUGCUUGGGCCAAGACUUGCACGCAAA